GGGUGGGAUAAUUCUGUGUAACAUAAAUCCCCUAUAAUAGCUAGCACGAAAGAAAAUUCGGGUGCGAAAAUGCUUUCCCUACAGCUCACAGAAAAAGUGAAGUGUGCUUCCAUCGUGGAAUUUUCUCGUCUCUCACCUAUUUUAUUCGUCUACUUUGGGAUAUAGUGUCAAGAUAAACACCUAACGCAGUUAUCUCUCAGUGAGCAUGGAAAAAUACAUCGUUUUUGACCCGAAACUCACAAAACCUGAUCGAAUCGUUUUGGAAACACUCACGUCAGAUAUCGAACGGUUCUCCAAUAGCACCAAAAGCGACAGAGCGGAAGCUGAUAAUGAAAACAACACCGCAGGCCAGAUUGUCAGCUGUGAGAAAACCCAGUAUGCCUCAGCUAUUUCAAAACUUGACGCUCUGAACAACCCGAAACAUCCCGACUUCGAACCCACCGUCUUCACAGAGCACGAUUAUGAUCGAAUCGAAUGGAAUACGAGCAUCGGCCGGCAUGUCCUUCGGCCGUAUCUUCGUCUCGCCCAAUAUGUGGUGAGACACGAAAGUGACGUAGUCAUGUUGACCCAUCUACUACUAUACUUCUCAACAUCGGUACCGAGCGCUCUCAUUCUGUAUCUCUGGCGUUUCACCUGGAUCCACGCUGUGCUACAUUUCAUCAUGCAAGUCUCCUACAUGGGGACGUACACUUUGAUGAUGCACCAGCAUAUUCAUAUGAGAGGGAUACUCAGUACUCAAUUUGCUAUCUUCGAUCAUCUCUUCCCUUAUAUUACCGAUCCCCUUAUGGGACACACGUGGAACUCAUAUUACUAUCAUCAUGUCAAGCAUCACCACGUGGAAGGCAACGGACCUGAUGACCUUUCAUCAACAAUUCGUUAUCAACGUGAUAAUAUUUUUCACUUCCUUCAUUAUGUCGGCAGGUUUUUCUUCCUCAUUUGGUUCGACCUUCCGUGCUACUUUCUGCGGAAACAGAAACCUGGUUUUGCUGCAAAGGCAGCCUUUUGGGAGAUCGGUAACUAUACCGCACUGGCCUCACUCUAUGCCUGGCAACCGAAGCCGACGUUAUUUGUGUUUCUUUUACCUCUAUUGCUACUACGGAUUGGCCUCAUGAUAGGCAACUGGGGUCAACACGCGUUCGUUGAUACUCAUGAACCGGAUUCAGAUUAUAGGUCAAGUAUUACGUUGAUCGAUGUUCCAAGCAACCGUUACUCUUACAAUGAUGGAUACCAUACAUCUCAUCAUCUAAACCCCCAGAGACAUUGGAGGGACCACCCCAACGCGUUCAUCAAGGGAAAGUGGAAAUAUGCGGCUAAUGGAGCUCUGGUGUUUCAUAAUAUCGACUAUAUCAUGAUUACUUUACGCCUUCUCAUGAAAGAUUACGCUCAUUUGGCGAAGUGCAUGGUACCCAUUGGCAUGGAGCAGCUGGCGAUGAGUUUAGCUGAUCGAGUCCUUCUACUAAAAGCGCACACUCAGCGGUUCUCGGAACAAGAGAUUAAAGACAAGUUCAAAAACCCUGAUCACAUAUACUGAAAUAUUAAUACCCGGCUCUGUCCCCAACUAGAAGUCGACUGUAGUUAAAAUCGUAUCUCGCUGGCGGUUAGGGCAGCUAUACGUUUUGGAGCGUGCCAGGAAUAUGGCGAUAUUAACUAAUCUGUAUUAAAUUCUGGAUUGUAUAUUAAUAGUAAUAUUGAAGUCGCAAGCUUCGAGUCUAAGCAAAUUUGGUUCGACAAUACUGAAGACAGUAAUUAUGGAGUUCUCUAUGAACCCCUCUUAUGUCACAUUCAGGCGGAGAAUACAUAUAGCCC
Molecule: messenger RNA, 1806 nt
Organism: Xylaria bambusicola
Lineage: Eukaryota; Fungi; Ascomycota; Sordariomycetes; Xylariales; Xylariaceae
Exons: 4
Coding region: 206-1531 (441 amino acids)
Biological process (GO): lipid metabolic process
Source: RefSeq, a predicted model, not a curated record